AUGGUCACUGUAAAGCCGACUGUCAUUGUCGACCUUUUGUAUCAUCCAUUUACGGCUGCUCAACUUGAUUAUCUUUCGAGGGGACCAACUUAUAUACGACCCAAUCCAAGUAUAUUUUUUCCACAAAAAACUCUACAAAAACGAAUUGAUAGAGAACAUGAUGAUACAAUGAAAAAACUCAAGAAAUAUAUGUCCAGUGUCGCUGAUCUACCAAAAAUACCACUCAACUCACCCUUAUAUAAAUCAUAUUCUAACCAACUUCGAUCUUAUUUAUCUCAAAGUUAUAUGACACUAAUACCAUUAAUCGAUCAAAUACGUGCUCUACGUGAAUUAAAAAUGAUUCAAUCAAUUCGAAAAAAAUUAAAAAAAUAUAAACUUAUAUUACGUGAAACAGAUAAAAGUGGUGUACUUCAUAUUGGUUCUGCUAUUGAUUAUGAACGAAAAGCAGCUGAAUAUCGACAAACAACAGGUGCUUAUGAAGAAUUAACUUCUAAUCCAUACAAUGAUAUCAUCUGUCAGGUAACUCGUUUACUUAAUCAAUUAAAAUCAUUGAAUCGAAUACGUGAAUGGCAACGAAUAAAAUUGAUGCCUGCACGAAAGACGACCGAAUUAGCUUAUAUGUAUUUUAUUCCUAAACCACAUAAGAAAGGUACACCACUACGACCAAUUUUAAAUACAAUUCAUGCGGCCACGAAACAAAUUUCUCAAUUCUUAGAUAAAUUAAUUCGACCAUUAUUUGAUCGAUUUGUACGUCAAACAACGUUUGUAGAUGGUGCUGAUCUUCUUGAUCAACUUCAAAAAUAUAUUCAAAAAGGUUAUUUUAAUGCAUCGACUCUCUUCAUUAUAUUCGAUAUUUCAAAUCUUUAUACAAUGUUACCACAAGAAGAAUCUUUAGCUAUACUUGCUGAAUUUCUUCAUACACAUAAUUGUGAAAGAAUUAAUGGUCUUUCAAUUGAUACUAUUAUCGAAUUAGCUCGUGUGGUACUUCAAGCAAAUGCUUUUGUUUAUAAUAAAAAAUUUUAUCGACAAAUUAUUGGUGGUGCUAUGGGAUCAGCAUUUACUUUAACAUUAGCAAAUAUCUUCAUGUGGAAAUGGGAAAGACAAACUAUUUUACCAAAAUUACCUUCGCAUGAAUUAUAUGGCCGGCACAUAGGAAAAAGUGUUCCGUUCCUUGAUGUUCUUGUUCAAAACAACAAUGGUAUUUUGGCAUCAUCGCUUUAUCAUAAACCUUCGGCUGAACCAACUGUGGUAUCGUUUUUAUCGGAUCAUCCACGACAUGUAUUUCGAAAUGUGAUUCAAACUGCUCUCACUCGAGCUGUACGAUAUUCAUCAACAUUUGAAAUCUUUAAUAAUGAACGUCGUGCUAUUCGUUUAAUGUUCCUAUAUAAUAAAUAUCCAUCCAAUUAUAUUAAUCAACAAUUCGAAAAAUUCUUUGCUGACUAUAUGUCAUCAACUUCUUCGUCAAUUUUACCAAUGAUUACUAAUGAAAGUCAAUUUUUUGCAUUACGUGAAAAAUUAUCAAACCAACCAACCAACAGCUAA
Messenger RNA from Rotaria sordida, 1542 nucleotides. Lineage: Eukaryota; Metazoa; Rotifera; Eurotatoria; Philodinida; Philodinidae. The record is from the annotation of a GenBank genome assembly.